Molecule: messenger RNA, 1046 nt
Organism: Paramecium primaurelia
Lineage: Eukaryota; Ciliophora; Oligohymenophorea; Peniculida; Parameciidae
Source: the annotation of a GenBank genome assembly
AUGAAUGAGAAUAAUAAAUCUUUGCAUACCAAAAGAUAGUCAGCAUUAUCAUUAUGUAUAGAAAAUUUUAUUAAAAAUAGUAAACCCUCCAUAAACAACAGCUUUAUCUUGGUGUAUUGUCACUUUAAUGGGAGAUGAACUAGCCAGCAAAUCUUCCUCUUUAAAGUUAGAAGUAGCAAGUCUUACAAAAAUUAUGACUGCCUAUACAGCAAUAUAAUUAUGUGAAGAAUUAAAUCUUGAUUAUGUAAUUCAAGCUUUUUAAUCUAAUUUUAGAAUGAAAUAUAUAUUCGUAUUCCUAGAAUUGCCACAUAGAUUGGAGGGACAUCUGCUUUUUUAAGAAGAGAUGACAUAUUAUCUUUAGAAGAAUUGUUAUAUGCAUUAAUGUUACCAUCUGGAAAUGAUGCUGCAAUAUCAAUUGCACUGCAUUUUGGAUUUAUACUAAACACUUAAAGAAAAUAAAAGAUUGUCAGUUAUAUUACAUGUGAUACAAUAUAAGGAUUUUAUGAUGAUACAUAAAUGAGUAAUAUGAAUAGAUUUGUAAGAUAAAUGAAUGAAAAUGCAUUAAAAUUAGGUAUGAGAGAUUCAUAAUUUUCAAAUCCACAUGGUCUUAGUUCAAAAGUAAAUUAUAGAUACUAUAUUAAAUAUAGGCUAAUAAAUCAACAGCAUCAGAUAUGUGUAAAAUGAGUUCAGCUUAUUUAAAAAUUCCUAUUUUAAAAUAAAUUUGCAAUAGCAAAUCCUAUUCUUGUAGAAAUUAUGAAUGGUUUAAUACAAAUUAAUUAUUGCAUUUUGAAAAUUAUUAUGGUAUUAAAACAGGAAUAACACCUAAUGCUGGUGCUUGUCUUGCAGUCUCUUAUGAGAGUGUAUUAGGAUCAAUAAUAGUAGUUUUAAUAGGAGCAAAAGAUUAAAAAAGAAGGUUUGAGGAAACUGACAAACUUAUUAAUUGGGUUUCAAGAGAAUAUUCAUUAUAUUUUAACAGAACUAUGUAUGCUCCACCUAGAACUGCCUAAAGUAAAGGUAGAACGUUUAUUAUAAAAAAAUAAGCAUGA